Synchiropus splendidus (mandarinfish) is the source of this 2234-nucleotide messenger RNA. It is a transcript of the gene lbh, whose product is annotated as LBH regulator of WNT signaling pathway. Gene Ontology annotation, cellular component: nucleus. The transcript is spliced from 3 exons. Gene Ontology annotation, biological process: positive regulation of DNA-templated transcription. NCBI's taxonomy places the organism in Eukaryota, Metazoa, Chordata, Actinopteri, Syngnathiformes, Callionymidae. The record is from RefSeq and is a predicted model, not a curated record. The coding region runs from base 174 to 536 and encodes 120 amino acids.
GGUGUGUCUGCUCGCUCCAGGAGCCGCCUCUCCGAUAAAUACUCCACUCCAGGCAGGUCUCGGAAUUUAGGAGCCGCCGCUCAGCCGGGUUCACCUUCAGUGGAGGAGAGGCAGAGCAGGGAAGUUGCGAUUCCAUUCACUCAUCAAGCAGAAUUGGCGGCAGGUGUGAAUUCAUGUCUGUUUUCUCACCUCCUCUUUUCUGCCCCGUGUUUGUGCCCAGCAGAGACAUGACUGAGGUGAUGAUCACCAACACCCCCAUGGACGACAUGAGGCUAAGCCCCAACAAGGACAGACUCUCCUUUCAGAUCUUCCCUGACCCGUCGGACUUUGACCGAUGCUGUAAACUCAAAGAUCGCCUGCCGUCCAUCGUGGUGGAGCCGACAGAAGGGGAGGUCGAGAGCGGCGAGCUUCGCUGGCCCCCAGAGGAGUUCCUGGUCAGUGAAGGGGAGGAAGAGGAAGAGGAGGAAGAAGAGGCAGAGGAAGCGGUGAACGACAGCAUCCAGAACGGACAGCCGACCCAGAAUUGUCAGCAUUAAAGCCAGCGAGGAGCCGCAGUGUCCCGUCCUCUCUGCCAAUGACUCUUCUACUCACACACUGGUCACACUGCACCUUAAACCACCGGCUGACUUGACAAGGCAGACAUCUUAAGUGGUGCCAUCUCAUUUCCUCAUCCCCCCCCCCACCAGAGAAGCAAUACAUUUUUAAUUCACCAAUGCACAAUAAGGCCUCCUCCGACCACUCCUGCCCGACCGUGGGUCCCAUGACCCAGAACCGGCCGCUUUCUGCUGGCAAGCAUCGGCUCAGUGCUGAAGGAGACUAGAGCCCAUUAUGGCUGGCAUCAUGACCCCAGAGACUUGUAUUUGAUAUUACCACACCUUUGUUUUCUGAGGAGUGAACGUUUUGUCUGUCUGUUCUCAUCUUUGUCACUCUUUGUGCCAGGUAGACACAACAACUAAGCAGCUUGAGAAGGAUAAAUUGGAUUUCACAAUGAAGAUUCUGCUUAGUAAUGGUUGUUUUCAAGAUUUGUGAUAAACGUUGCCUUUCUUAGUGGUAAAACCUGAGCUGCACCUACCUGGAAUAUUUAUUCCCAGUCUUCCUGUAUUAAGAGCCAAACAUUGUACAGAUGAGAAAAGACAUGUAUCCUGCAAAUAACUUACUUUAUUGUCCGUUUCUGCUGGGGGUGGUGGAUUUCCGCUCAAUGCUGGCUUCGGUUAAGGUCCCAUCUUGAGUCAUCCAGUAACCGACAGAAACUCAACCUUGUUUGUCAUAAAAAUAAAUGUAUAUUUUACUGUCCAAUUGGGUGAAGCAGUGAAAAUACAAACGUCGCUCAUAUUUAACUACUUGUUCAUUGAGUCGGUAUUCAUUUUUGUCGACUAGAUAAAUGAAAAAGGGUGGACUGAAUGUUACUCUCUUUGACUCCGCUGAAGAAAUGGUGAUGUGCUAGAUCUAAAUGACGUCCCACCUUGUUGUAUUGCCGUAGCAAAAUGACUCAUUCUGAGGUCGAAUCCCUGUCCGUUUCUUUACAAUCCACCCCAUAUUGUGUCUGUUAAAAUGUUCGUAGUAGUCGGUUUGUGGUUGUAGGGUUGAGUCAUUCCUUCAAAACCAAAUUGAAGGCGUUUCCUGGAUCUGGUGUUGUACAGAGACAUCGGAAGAUGUUAAUAGACUGCUGCCCUGUUCAGGUUAUUCACAACUUUCCAGUCUCUGUGGGAUGGUGUGUGUGUGUGUGUGUAAAUAUAGCGAGGCGAGUUCAGCGGAAGUCAUCUUGCCGAAUAUAUCUGACACUCUUGAGGUUCUAAAUUGUACAUAACCGAAAUUUCCAGGGUCAGAGAGUGAAGUCCUGGUGAAGGGAUGUGGGUGGAAGUGCAACAGCAAGCCAAGCUAUUGACGGGAAGUGUUCGUCUCUCGAUUGGUGUAACUCUCAAGUGUAAUUGUAUGCAAGUGUUUGUCACUCUUUCUGCUUUCCAGUUCUUUGUGAAACAAGUCUGUCAAUAGAUUUGUGUUCAGAAAAGUGAGUGUAAGCAUGACUGCAAUACCUUUCACUGGUGUAUUUCUCUGUGUGGCAUUCGGGCUCUCGACGCUGUCAUUCGCCAACCAAGUCCCACGUUGUUUUUGUAAAGCUCAGGGAGAAUAGCCGCCAUCUUGUUCUUAUAUUUGGUUUUGUGGGUGUUUUUUUUUUUCUAAUUAUUAUUUAGACCACACAUGAUCUGUGACACGCGCAGAUGCUGUAAAUAAAU